AUGGAGCAGCGGAAAAAGAUGCGGUCUCUGGCGCCUGAUGAUAACGCGGAUGCAUCCGAUUCCUCUGCUGGGCAAGGGAAUGGGUUUGCUUCGGACCCUAUCAACAUAUCGUCUAUAGAGAACGCAUGUGUGUAUCUCGAGAGUGCCUACCGGAGAUCAUCCGGUCAAGCCGGGCUACCCCAUUACUUGGGCUACCUGCGGACAUCUCAGAGCUGUCGGCACAUCUUCUACAUAUCUCCUAGUAUUGACUCAUCAGCUCAAGACACGCUUCCCCACUUCAUCGACUACCAAGGCCCCACGCUCCAAGACCUUUUGAUGACAUCGAAAGCCGAAGACUUGACGAGAUCGCACCAGAUGAGGUUUGCUCUCAAGGCCGUCCUGGCGGUAUUGAAAUUCCAUUCGACCCCGUGGCUCAGUGAUUCAUGGAAGACGUCUGAUCUCUUGCUCUCCUCGCCUUCGCCGUCAGCACCACGGCACAGCAGUUUUCUAUUACGCUCUCGCUUGCUCCCGCCCGCCGCCAUCAGGAGCGACAGUACCACAGGCAAGAGCGUCACUGCUACGCAGCAGGAAGAAGACACGGUCAUGGUAGCCGGCGUGGCGGAAUACGUGACGCCGGAGGACCGCUACGGCGUGUACAACAAGGUCUUGUGGAGCCUCGGAGCGGCACUUCUGGAGAUCGGGCACUGGGAGACGUUCGACCGUCUGCGGGGCGGCACUGGCGGUGAUAACAACGACGAGUUCAACGACAUCCUCACGGCACGGCGGCUGUCGAAGCGGAAGACGAUGCUGGGCGGCAAGUACGACGAGAUAGUCCGUAAGUGUCUGCGGUGCGAUUUUGGGCAGGGCGACGAUCUCGGUAGGCGCGAGCUCGAGGAGGCCGUCUACGGCAACAUCGUCUGUCCGCUCCAGGACUCGAUCGACAAGAUGGAAGAACUGUGCAUAUAA
Messenger RNA from Anthostomella pinea, 945 nucleotides. The record is from the annotation of a GenBank genome assembly. NCBI's taxonomy places the organism in Eukaryota, Fungi, Ascomycota, Sordariomycetes, Xylariales, Xylariaceae.